Botrytis byssoidea is the source of this 1149-nucleotide messenger RNA. RefSeq lists its product as uncharacterized. Bases 1 to 1149 code for a protein of 382 amino acids. The record is from RefSeq and is a predicted model, not a curated record. The transcript has a single exon. Lineage: Eukaryota; Fungi; Ascomycota; Leotiomycetes; Helotiales; Sclerotiniaceae.
AUGAAAGUUUUACUUGGCAAAAAGAAGGAUGGAAAAUCUGCUACACCCAGUACCACUAGCUCGGCUAAUUCAUCAACACACAACAAUGUAUCGACGAACGCUUCAUCCACUACCCAGGUCGGAAGUACAGCUUCCCUUCACGGCGGGUCGGGCUCUGGGAGUGAGAGAAAUAAACUUCGCAUUCCCAAAAGUCAUGACGUGUCCACUAACUCAUCUAGCACCGUAGUAGGUAGCUCAUCAAAUUCCACAGGGGGUGGUAAGGCAGAUUCUGGCAAUAAGAGCCAUCGCGAGAAAGAUAAACAUCACGGGUCUGACACCUCAUCGUCUAAAGCUCCAGUAACGAAAUCAAGACCAGAAUUAAAAGCAUCUAAAAGUUUGCUGCCAAAUAUCUCUCUAUCACGUACAAAGCUUGAUGCUGAGGAAAAGGAGAAGAAUAGGAGACUCGAAGAAGAACAUAAAAGAUUGGAGACGACAAAGCUCGGACAUUUCGAAUACUUCAAGGUAAGAGAAGCGGCCAAAUCGGAGCAAUCAAGGUUACAGCGAGCGAAAGACUAUCUGGAGACUCUAGAGGAAAAUUUGGAUGUAUUAAAGUAUCAGCUAGAGAAAAUCAAGCAGAAGAUUCAAGAGGAUGGAUUAAAGGGAUCAAAGUAUGAGCUAGAGGAAACCCGCCGGAAGAGUCUAGAGAAAGCUAUACUCGCGACUGAAGAAGAAAAGGGAAAGCAAGAGAGUGAAGUGGAAUUUAAAAGGAAAAUUCGUAAUAAUGCGGACGCAGAACUCGCAAAAGUCCACAAACAAGACGACGAAAUAGCGGACGAACAAUCGAAGAUAUUGAGCCAAAUGAGCGAGCGCAAUUCUUACAGGGUCAAAGUGGAAAAAGCAAUGAAAAAGGAAGAUGAAGAGCGUCAACAAUUGAAGAUUAAACAAGACGAAGAAGAAAAGAGGGCCAACGAGGCUAGAAGGCAGGCGGACCAGAAAAGAAUCGCAAAUGAUGAGGCGAUAGAAGACCAAAAAGUAAGGAUUAGAGGCGAGCUGAUAAAGUGCAAAGAUUCAAAAUUUGAAAAGUCAAAGUAUGAUCAUAGUAAAAUGAGAACACCAGAAAGAGAAAGGGAAAGGGGAAAAUGGAAAACAAUACUUCCCAACCCUGAAUGA